Molecule: messenger RNA, 2048 nt
Organism: Camelus dromedarius (Arabian camel)
Lineage: Eukaryota; Metazoa; Chordata; Mammalia; Artiodactyla; Camelidae
Gene: NECAB3
Product: N-terminal EF-hand calcium binding protein 3
Exons: 14
Coding region: 143-1282 (379 amino acids)
Biological process (GO): regulation of amyloid precursor protein biosynthetic process
Cellular component (GO): endoplasmic reticulum; cytoplasm; Golgi cis cisterna
Molecular function (GO): calcium ion binding
Source: RefSeq, a predicted model, not a curated record
CCGCGGGGGGCAGGGCCCUCAGCCUCCGCGCCGGCGCCGACAGGGCGAGCGCCCCUCCUUCUCCUCCCCCGAAGUCCGCAGCGGCGGCGGCGUCCAGAUCCCGGAGCCUCAGCCGAACCGGAGCCGAGCGGGUGGCGGCGCCAUGGCGUGCGCGGGGCUGCUCACCGUGUGCCUGAUCCGGCCGCCCGCGCCAGGGCACCCGCGGCCCCCGGCGCCCGCGCCCGCCGCUGGGCCCGCCGGACACGCGCUGUUCCAGGACGUUUUCCGCAGAGCAGACAAGAAUGAUGAUGGUAAGCUCUCGUUUGAAGAAUUCCAGAAUUACUUUGCCGAUGGGGUUCUCAGCCCAGGAGAGCUGCGGGAGCUGUUCAGCAGCAUUGAUGGGCGUCCCACUGAGGACCAGAGGAUGCCUGGGGACAGCUGGGCCCCGCCUGCUGCCACCAAUGGAUGCAGCAAUUUGGAAACGGAGAAACUGUGUGACUACUUCUCAGAACGACUGGGCGUCUACCGGCCUGUGCUGGCUGCGCUGGAGUCUCUGAACUGUGCAGUUCUCACUGCCAUGGACACAACCAAGCUGGAGUAUGAGCGGGCCUCCAAGGUGGACCAGUUUGUGACACGCUUCCUACUGCGAGAGACGGUGAGCCAGCUCCAAGCCCUGCAGAGCUCUCUGGAGGGGGCGUCAGACACCCUGGAGGCCCAGGCCCACAGCCUGCGGUCAGAUGAUGAGAGGGUGUUGGUGCAGAACAGGCCCGGUGGCAGCCGGCGGGCAGGGCGCAAGGCCCUGCGGAGCGUCAGUCGGUCGCCCACCUGGUCUCCUGGCUCCUCUGACACAGGGCGGAGCUCAGAGGCCGAGAUGCAGUGGCGGCUCCAGAUCAACCGUCUCCAGGAGCUCAUUGACCAGCUCGAGUGCAAGGCUCCCCGGCUGGAACCCUUGCAUGAAGAGGAGUUUACCAAGGGGCCCAACUCGCACAUCCUUGUGGCCCAAAGGCAGGUACAGGUGGCUGAGGCGGCCCUGCAGGACUUCCACCAUGCCCUGUGCUGCUAUGUGGACUUCACAGGGGCCCAGAGCCAUUGCCUGCAUGUGUCUGCCCAGAAGAUGCUGGACAAUGCCUCCUUCACCCUGUACGAGUUCUGGCAGGAUGAGGCCUCUUGGAGAAGGCACCAGCAGUCCGCCUGCAGCAAGGCCUUCCAGCGCAUCCUCAUCGACCACCUGCGGGCUCCAGACACCCUCACCACUGUGUUCUUCCCAGCCUCCUGGUGGAUUAUGAAUAAUAAUCGAGCCUGACUUGCAUAACCAAGGACCCUCCUUCUGGAGCUUCUGGACUGGUCAGCUCAGCUCGAGACCAAGGACACUGCUGCCUCCUAUACCUGGGGCCUGGCUCUCAGUGGCCUCCCAGACCCACUGGUGGAGAAUCUCAGUCCAGGGAUCAGAGACUGGGCUCUUGCUUCUAUUUCUUCUUUUAUCAGUGUAUUUUAUUGUUUGUAGCUUUGGUCUCUGAGGCACUCUGGCCUCUGCCUGGCUCAGAAGGCCUGGAUUCUGGUCCCCUCUGACCCUGCCUUGCUGCGUGACCCAGGGCAAGUCCCCUCUCUGAGUGGGCCUUGGGCCACCUGGCUACCUAGUGGGUGCCUGCUUUCUUCCUGCUGCCUCGGGGCCAGGCUUCUGCUCUUCCCCAACCAGCAGCAGAACCAGGGCUGAUGCUCAGGGACUGUCCAUCCCGCCCCCACCUCGACCCCUGAGGCUGGGCUGGAUCAGUCUGCAGUGUGGGGUAAGGACCUAGGAUUCCCCAUCAUCCUCCUGGGCUGGCAGGCUCCUGACCCUUCCAGUACCUGCAGCUGCACCAGCGACCUCUGGAGGAUCCUGGGUUGGUUUGCAUGUCAUUUGCAUAUCAUUUGCAUGCUCCUGCCCACCCAUACUCAGGGCACUAUGGGAAGCCCCAAGGUGACCUUGCUAAGUAGCAAUAAUUUGGGCCAAGUCACCUGCUGCCCCUAGAUACCUCUGAACCCCAGCCCAGGACCCCAGCACAGAGGCAAUAAAGGCAGUGGUCACCUCC